CACUUCACCCAUCUAUCUACAGAAAAAGAGAAAGUCAAUCCUCCGUGAAGACGAACAGAGCAGCCACAUCUUCAAGGGGUUAGGGUUUCAGAUCUGAGCAAACAAAAACGUUUUAAUGGCGUUGAGAAACUUGUACAAGGAGAUAAAGGGCAUGAAGGUGAAGGAAGUGCCAGCACACCUUAAGCCAAUGCUCUCAAUCGGUUACGCGAAGAAUGCUAUCAGAAAAGGAUUGGAUAAUUACCAUGCUAAGUACAUUGAAACUAGCUCUGUCGACCCACUUCUCCAUGUCUGUUUUGGAGGCAUGGCUUUUUCGUACCUCGUUGCGCUUCCAGAAGAGCGACGCCACCUCGAGCAUAAACAACAUGGUGGACAUUGAUUGUCGGCCCGAUUUUAUAAGAUUUGUUGGGAGUAUGAGUAGAUGGUCCAGCGAAGGACAAGCACAUCUGUCUCUGUUGGUUGUUUUUACCCUCUUUCCAGUAAUUGGUGUACCCUAUGAGACUCAUUUAUGCAAUACUUGGCUUAUUGAUUUAAUAAAUGUAGUCAAAUACUUCUUCCCUCGCCCGUGGGAGGGAUAACAUGUGCCUUACCAAAACAGAGGCAGAAUCUUUUUAUGUGAAUCAAUGUUUUUUCACCCCCCA
Lycium ferocissimum is the source of this 638-nucleotide messenger RNA. RefSeq lists its product as uncharacterized. The record is from RefSeq and is a predicted model, not a curated record. Lineage: Eukaryota; Viridiplantae; Streptophyta; Magnoliopsida; Solanales; Solanaceae. Bases 116 to 376 code for a protein of 86 amino acids. The transcript has 2 exons.